CAUGGAAAGGUACGUAUUUACUGCUAUGGUGCAUUGGCUAGUUUAUUAGAUUAUUAUUGUUCAAAUAACAAUUAAAAUAAAAUGUCUCAGUAUCAAACAAAAUAUAACACUGACGGCGAAAGAGAUGAAGAUUUGGUUAAUAAAUUAUAUUCAAGAAAAGCUUGCAUUUCGUGUUUGAAUCAGAAUGUCUCAUUGGUUCAUUUGUCGAACUGUGAACAUGCAAGAUUUCUGGAGUAUUUCCUUAAAAUUAAGAUUGAAUUUUCAGAACUAAUGGUUUGCAAUUACUGCCACUAUACGCUCAAGAAGUUUGAAUUAUUUCGACGACAGACUGAAGAGAAUUUCGCUUUCCUCAAUAACCAGACCAAUAACCAACCACAACCAACCAAACUGCUGCAAAUUUCUACCAUAGACAUAACUGACAGUUCAGAGCCAAUAAAGGAAGUUCAAGAAGACUUUGUUUACGAAGAUUUCGUCACAGAAAUAAAAGUAGAACAUGACUCCGAUGUGGAUUUAUCGUUAUCACAGAUCAAGAAGGAGAUUUUGGGUACAGCUCGUCCCAAGAAUAACAAAAAUAAUAAUAAAAAGAAGAGUAAAAUGGAAGAGAAAUACAAUGGUAAAAUUCGCGUCGUCCACCUGAGCGAAGAGGAGAUGCUUAGUGAGAGGGAGCGAGACAGGAACAGAGGCUCGUUCCUCAAACUACCGUUCCGUUGUGAAGACUGCAUUUGUGGGUUUGACCAUGAGAUGAAUCUUAAGAAUCAUAUUGAGAAGAGACAUAAUAAGAAAAAGAACAGUUUCACCUGCAAAAUAUGCAAAUCCGUUUUGGGAUCCGAUAACUCAUAUAAGGAGCACGUCAAAAGACAUUACAAAAGAUACGAAUGCUGCGCUUGCGGCAAACGCAACAACAACGUGUACUCCGUGUUGACGCACUACAGCGCGCAACACGGCGCCAUUGACGCGGCGUACACGUGCCGCGACUGCGGGUUCACUACCGCAUCGCACCGCAGCUACCGCUACCACAGAGACAAGCACAAGCCGAAACAGCAAUGUACCUUAUGCAGCAGCACUUUUUUCAACGGCGCGGGGCUUAGAGUUCACAUGUACACAGUUCACAAGCAAUCCAGUCGCGUGUUCUCCUGCACGACGUGCAACAAAGUGUACAACUCGAGCUCCGGACUUUUAGCGCACAUCGCGUCCGCACACACCAACAGUAAUGCAUAUUGUGCGCGUUGCAACAAACACUUCAACACUGAAAGCAAUCUGACACAUCAUUUGAAUACGCAUUCCGCUCACCAAGGAGAUGCUAAAAAGGUAACAUGCGACGAGUGCGGCGCGCGAUUCCGCACCAAACCAACUUUGCUAGAGCACAUAGACUUCGUUCAUCUGAAGAAGAAUAAUUACCAAUGCGGAAGAUGUUCCAAGGUGUUCAUGAACAAAGCGGCACUGAAGAAACACACCAACUUCGUUCACGAGAAGAUACGACCGCCGCGCAACAAGAUAUGCGACCAUUGCGGCAGGGGGUUCACGACCCUCUCGAUCCUCCGCUCGCACGUGCGCACGCACACGGGCGAGCGGCCGCUGCAGUGCUCUGUGUGCCCCGCCACGUUCGCGCACAGUGCCGCCCUCUACACGCACAACAAGUUGCUACACCAAGCGCAUGCAACUCAGUAAUGUUACGAAUUAA
Molecule: messenger RNA, 1681 nt
Organism: Amyelois transitella
Lineage: Eukaryota; Metazoa; Arthropoda; Insecta; Lepidoptera; Pyralidae
Product: zinc finger protein 62 homolog
Exons: 11
Coding region: 82-1668 (528 amino acids)
Biological process (GO): regulation of transcription by RNA polymerase II
Cellular component (GO): chromosome
Molecular function (GO): chromatin insulator sequence binding
Source: RefSeq, a predicted model, not a curated record